CAAUGGCCGUCAGCCGACGUCAGUAGAGCAUGGCGUGAAGUCCGGCGGCUCAGGCUGAGCGUUGGAAGCCAUUUUGGCUGCAACCUACCUGAAGCGAUGUCUGCCUUUGGUCACGACGUGGCCUGGAUGGAGGCCGGAGGCUUUGGUCUGGAGGCUGCCGAAAGAACGGAAUACCAGUCUCUGUGCAAAUCUAAACUCUUAUUCCUGGGAGAGCAGAGCGUAGGGAAGACAUCCAUCAUCAGCCGCUUCAUGUACAACAGCUUCGGCUGCGCCUGCCAGGCAACUGUUGGAAUUGACUUCUUGUCUAAGACCAUGUACUUGGAGGACCAAAUAGUUCAGCUGCAGCUAUGGGACACAGCUGGCCAGGAGCGCUUUCACAGCCUAAUUCCUAGCUACAUUCGUGAUUCAACUAUUGCAGUGGUUGUCUAUGACAUUACAAACAUCAAUUCUUUUAAGGAGACAGAUAAGUGGGUAGAACACGUGUGAGCAGAAAGAGGUGACGAUGUUGUCAUCAUGUUGUUGGGUAAUAAGAUUGAUUUCGAUAACAAAAGACAAGUCACUGCAGAACAGGGUGAAGAAAAAUCCAGAAACCUCAAUGUGAUGUUUAUUGAGACCAGUGCCAAAACCGGUUACAACGUGAAAAAGCUGUUCCGGCGUGUGGCUUCUGCCCUUCUUUCUACAAGGACUUCACCUCCACCAAAAGAGGGGAGUAUCCUUUUUCCUAGCUUUGCUGGGGUAGGGAGUAUACAAGUAGAGAAGGUAAGUUUCCUUGCUGAGUUGAUGCCUGAGUGGUACGUAAGGGGAAAAUGGGACUACCUUUAGCCCAAAGUAGUUCCUUCGUUUGCCUUUAGGUGAGAGGGAUUGUAAGAUCAGAAUUCCUCUUCUACAUCUCCUAGAAGCUGACCUUGGGUGUUAAGA
Pan troglodytes (chimpanzee) is the source of this 918-nucleotide messenger RNA. It is a transcript of the gene RAB41, whose product is annotated as RAB41, member RAS oncogene family. The record is from RefSeq and is a predicted model, not a curated record. Gene Ontology annotation, molecular function: GTP binding; GTPase activity. Lineage: Eukaryota; Metazoa; Chordata; Mammalia; Primates; Hominidae. The transcript has 7 exons.